Messenger RNA from Hippocampus zosterae (dwarf seahorse), 7501 nucleotides. RefSeq names its product DENN domain-containing protein 5B-like. The record is from RefSeq and is a predicted model, not a curated record. The coding region runs from base 253 to 4038 and encodes 1261 amino acids. The transcript has 21 exons. Gene Ontology annotation, molecular function: guanyl-nucleotide exchange factor activity; small GTPase binding. NCBI's taxonomy places the organism in Eukaryota, Metazoa, Chordata, Actinopteri, Syngnathiformes, Syngnathidae.
ACCUCCCUCCUCCCUAGGCCCGACACGCUGCCUCCUCCCCCGGACAGCCCACACUAAAUGACGGUCGUACCAUCCGGUGCUACUACGCCACUUUAGCAGCAACCGGACCCCCGCGCGAACAACACCCAGCCGGUAGACCGGGAGGCAGGCGACGUUCUUCCGAAGCUAUCGACUCGACCCGGCUAUGUUGAGCCAGGAGCGGAACAUUUAGACUCAUUUCCAAGCAGCUUUUCUCUCUCCGCUUGACCGAGGAUGAGCACCACCGCGGCGGCCACCGGAUCGGCUUCUUGUCGCUUUGCCCACUACUUCGUCGUGUGUGGACUGGACCCGGAGACAGGCCUGGAGCCGGAUGAUGGAGCAGGAGAGAGCUUUGAGCAAAGUCCAAUCCACCGCUCCUUCAAAUCUAGGCUUCUGGUCCACUACCCCAAGAGUACAGACAGGAACCCCUUCAAUAAGGAUGCAGUUAACAUGCUCUGCAUGCCAAGGGGUCUGUCUUUCCGCACUCAAGUUGAUUGCCUGGAGUCUCACUUCCACUCGUUCACUGUUGGCUUUGAGGAUGGUUCGCGCUCCUAUGGCUUUGUCCACACCUUCUACGAGGAGGUGAUGGGUGCGCAGAUCAUCACAGCCAUGCAGACCCUUCACAGGAUGCACCACGUGGAGCACCACUCCGCUUCCUCUUCGUCCGCCUCCUCGUCCGCAUCCUCGCCAUCCACCUCCAGCAUGGACUCGCUGGUGAGCAGCCUGGAUGAGUCGGACGGCGAGUCUCUAGCCACCGCCAACGCCGCCGCCACCUGUCUGGGUUGCACCGGCUCCUUCGACCCGUCUCAUGACACGCUGUAUGUGUCCAAAGCCCUCUGCCUCCUUACGCCGCUCCCCUUCCUUGGAGCGUCUCAACACUUCUUGUCUCAGCUGCACCAGGCCGUCGCCUCCCAAACGGCACCACCUCUACCGCUGGAAAGCUACAUCCACAACAUCCUCUAUGAGGUUCCCCUGCCACCGCCCGGCCGAUCGCUAAGGUUUCACGGCGUGCAAGGCCCCAUCUUGUGCCAACGGCCUGGCUCCUGUGAGCUUCCGCUCGCAGAGUAUCCUCUGGGAGAAGCCUUCUCUCUGCUCGGUGUGGAUAACAUGGUGCAACUGGUUACCUGCUCACUCCUGGAGACGCAAAUACUGCUCUACUCUCAUGACUACCAGCGCUUGAUGACAGUGGCUGAGGGCAUCACCACAUUGUUGUUCCCAUUCCAGUGGCAGCACAUCUACCUUCCCAUCAUUUCCACACCUUUACACCACCUGCUGGAUGCUCCUGUACCCUUCCUAAUGGGCAUCCAGCGCAGGGAUGAUGCUCAGCGACCCUCCCUCCACCUGCCGCACGAGGCCAACCUUUGCUUUGUGGACAUUGACAACCACUGCAUUGAUUCUCCGGAGGGUCUCCCCGCCUUUCCGGACCAAGCUGAGCUGGUACGGGAACUGAGUGACAUCUUGCAGCAUUUCGGGGUCCCCCUGCAGGGAGGCACCCUUACAAAGCCCACCCCGGCCUCUCCUCAUCUGAGUAGCCUGGUCCUGGAGGAUCUAAUGGAAGACAGAACGAACGGAAACCUCAGAGGCGAAGAACUGGAGGUGCUGGAGAGGCUACAGGCUCUGGCUUGGAGAUGCGGAGGAGACAAGAUGUUGGGUGAAGGGAAGACGCUGGAACGCGUGUGGAAGGAGGAAGAGGAGGCUAUGAGUGAGGCGAAGAUGAACAUUCAACUUCGGGAGGUGUUUGCUGGACGCUUCGCUACAUUGUUCAGCCGCUAUGAGGAGUUUGUGAUCCACAGUGCACUUGAUUUGGAUUCCUGGAUGAGUAACCGCGAGGGAAUGUUCAACUUUGACAAGGGUGCCUUCCUCUCAGCUCAACCUGUGACCCACUUGCACUUCCUGUCCCGCUUCCUGGAGACGUCCAUGUUUUCAUCUUUUGCCGACGGCAAGGUGAUCUCUCGCUGGGCUGACCGCGAGCCACUGCAACAGCUCUUUGACAGCCGCCUGGAAAGGGAGCGACUCUACGACACGGACCAAGUCGACUCUCCCGGCAGUCACUACAGGAAAUGCUCCACCCUUUUUGAGUCAGCUCAGGCCAUUGAGCGCCGGCUCCUGAAGGCCGACCACACUGCCAUACACCCGCACCUCCUGGACAUGAGGAUCGGCCAGGGUCGCCACCAGCCGGGCUACUUUCCCAAGCUGCAGGCCGAUGUUCUCAUACACUCGCAAAGCAUCAACAAGAGGCGAUCCAGUCGUGUCACACCAUCCCGCAUAUGCGAUACCAAGAGAAUGUCAGCAGCAGGAGAGCUCUCUGCACCAGAUGGUGAACAAAGACAGAAGCACUCAUUGGCAAGGAAGCAUCUUAACCAGCUGAAAUUUCUGGACAUGUCGCCUCAAGUCAUCGCUCAGACCCACAGGGAGUUUGUUCAAGGGCUGCUGAGUGAGUGUCGAUUGAAGACCAAACGUAUGUUGAUGGAGAGGAUGGGGAAGGAGAGUGUGGAAGUGGGUCAGGGGGAGGCCAACAUUACUGGCCUGCAGGAGAACACGCUGAUUCACGGUCUGUGCGACCUACUGGAAAGAACCUGGGGCCACGGUCUGCAGAUGAAACAGGGCAAAUCAGCUCUGUGGUCGCACCUGCUUCAUUUCCAGGCAACCUUGGAGAAGACAGAGGUGCCUGCUGAGACUCCAGGUGCAGAGCAGAGAAAAUAUGACGAUGGCGGUGUCCUUCUAAGAGGAUCCUUAGUCCAAGAUAUGAGGUUUAUCCAAACAAUGAGUGAGGGUCUGUCUGAGGUGGGACAAGCCCGGGCCUGGAUCAGCUUGGCCCUGGAGAAGAAGAUGCUCUCACAACACCUUAAAGAGCUACUUACAAAUCAGGAGUUGCUUAGACAGUUAUACAAGCCUCACGCUUUCCUUCUGUGCGAGGAAGAAAGAGAACAGUUUCUAUUCCAUCUUCUCUCUCUCAACACAGUGGACUACCUCUGCUUCACGCACGCCUUCGCUUCUAUCAACAUUCCCUAUCGUGUCGCCAUCAUCCCCAUGAAGAAGCUGAGCAUCGCCAUGGCGACUGUCAACCCAUGGGUGUGUGUGUCUGGAGAAAUGGGAGAUUCGGGAGUGAAACAGAUCCCCAAGAAUACCCAAGAGAUUUUUUUUGAGUGCAAGAACCUGGGCCGACUGAGCACUUUGCAGCUGGGACAGGAGAACUCGGGCCUGCUGGCCAAGUGUCUCAUUGACUGUGUGAUGGUCUACAAUGAGAUCACGGGCCACACAUACAAGUUCCCUUGUGGUCGAUGGUUGGGGAAAGGCGUGGGUGACGGCAGCCUGGAACGAAUCCUCAUUGGUCACUUGGUAUCACCUGGUGGACAGGAGGAUUCCGGAAGAUGGACUGGGACCCCGCCAGAGUUGGCCUCACCCUCCCAAGGUGUACGAGCUGUGUUGGGAUCCCUUGGAAACCGGGCGAGAGUGUUGUCUGUUGAAGUCCAUGAAGACAUGCGGGAGGCAGCUAAUAACCUUGUCAAGCACUUUCACAAACCUGAACAAGAGAGAGGCAACCUGACCAUGUUGCUAUGUGGCGAGGGAGGACUGGUUCCCUCUUUGGAGAAGUUCCUCCUCCAUGGCUUCAAGUCUAGCCGUCUUUUCCAGAGAAAUGUGUUUGUUUGGGACUUUGUGGAGAAGGCUGUGGUUUCCAUGGAGACGGCUGACCAGCUGGGCCACCCGCCAUGCUCCAGGUUGAUAAAGGAGCCGCCUUGCGACUUGCUCUGCCACUACGUCAACUCCAUUAGCGCCUCGCCGCGAAAUAUUGGAAAAGAGGGCAAGUUCCAGCUGUUGGUUUGCCUGGGAGUCAGGGACCGUCUCCUCUCCCAGUGGCUUCCCCUUCUAGCCGAGUGUCCCCUAACGUCACGUACCUACGAGGACGGCGCCCUGAUGCGCGACCGCGCGGCCGUGUGCUCACUCUCUCGCAUCUUGCGCACACUCAACGAGUUCGCCAUCACGCUGGAGACGUCGCUGGUCAAGGGCGUGGUCCUCUGACACAUCAUAGAGGACGUUGCCACGCAGACUUCUGAACUCCUUGUUUGCUGUUAAAAAAAAAAAAAGGCCCCCGUGGACGUGAAUGAUGCCAUGUGAGCUCCAAACCUUUUGCCUUGUAAAUGUCUUUACACACUGUAUCUGCUUCGGGAAGUAGUCAGAUUCUCCUUUGUGUGAUUACACUGUGAAAAGAAAAAAAAAAAAAACGCAAAACAAGCUUUGGACAGAAGUUGUCAUUCACAAGUUCACAUGGACAGACUGUUUGUUUUCCUCAUAUCGUGUGCAUGCUCAGAAAAAAAGUACAUUGUCGUAUCUUUGUGGGGCUUACUUGUCAUAUGGCCGCUACCCUUAAAAAUACUGCUCUUGGACCCUUGACACUUCACUUUUACAAUUUCAGGACAUAUCGUAACUCUUACCAAAUCAAGCCAUAGCAGUACAUAAAAUGCGAAUUAAAAAAAACACAACAAAAUAUAAAGAAAGUAAAGAAAUAAACUGUUUUUCUAAAGGCGGACCACUUUCUGUGUACUGAUUGAUCUAAAUACAUCACAAUACGACUUUAUCGACGUAGCAUUUCACAACAGCUGCAACUGUAACAAAGCACUUUACAUAUAAACCUUGUCGGAACCCACGAUGGAGGGGGUAUGGCGAUUCUGUAUUUACUUGUUAUCCAAGAGAAAACCGAGGGCAACAAAAAGCAGCGCUGCAACAAAGGGGAGGCUGCGAUGUUCAGAACUAAUGCACAGGCAUAACCAGCAGAAAAAUUAAAGGCAUGUCCAAAAUUAAAGUCGAGUGUCAAGGGGACAAAAGCAUGAACUGGGUAACAUCCCAGAGUCAAACAAUACAGCACACAAUUGUUACAAUUACAAUAAGUAAUAAGUAAUAAACUUCAUUUAUUUCACUGGUUCAAUUCAAGAAGUGAAACUCGUAUAGAUCUCUAUUUCAUGAGGUUUUUUUUUUUUUUUUUUUUACAUUUUGGCGAUUGAAAACCCCCACAUUCACCAUCUCAGGAACUUAUACUAUUACAUAGGAACUGGAAUCAAAAGGUUUUUGAAUGUAGGAAUACAGUGAAGCUUUCCCUGUUUAUUGCAGGGUGGAUAUUCUAGACUCAGCCGCAAAAAGCUGAAAUAUAGAGACAUCAUGAACAAAUGCAGAAUUGUUAAAAGCACACUUAAACUGAUGAAAAUACAUUUUUUUACUGUAUUGCAAACAAUUUUGAAAAAUUGAGAGCAUAAACGUACAGAUCUUUCUGAACAUAUUAUGUACAUAUUAUCGUUUAAGUGCUAUGAGGAUGCGGCGCCUGGCGUGGUGUCCUGUUACGUUUGCAUGUGAGUGACCACUUAUGAGCUCUGGCUGACAGCACCUCCUGUGCAAGUCUGUUCUGAGUGCCUUUUUCUAUUCUCCUGGCAUUCACUCAAGAGCUGAAAAGCGCAUCGAGAACUGACUCUCCUUUCAACAUGCGAUAACAUGCGAAUAAUUAAGUAAACUGUGUGAACCAAUUAAAAAAAAGUCACUUCAAAAUCCCGCGAUAUUGGCCUUCUGAUAAGUAUGUUUGUGCAUUAGUGAACUUAACACAGUGAUUCUCAAUGUUUUGCACAAUAGAAUCACUGCCUAAAUACAGUUCAGUUGUUAACUUUCAAGUUCAAUACAUUUGCAUUUAUUAUAUAACAACUGUUUCUUUUAAACAUGUAUUUCAUUAGCUAGGUACCAUUUUUAUUCAACUUUAAAGUGUAAUACAAUUUAAUUGGCUCAGUAGUCUUUUUUUAAGCCCAGUGUUUAUGUUCAGACAUGAACACAUUCUUAAUUGCACAUUUAGGAGUAAAGUCUAGUUUUUGAUGACAUAUUUUUCGGGGGUACUUUUUGUUUAAAAUGUUUGACAACCUCAGGUUGAAUAUGAAUUUCACUUUUCAAUUUGAACUAAUGAAAUAAGUGGACUUUUUAAAAAACACUCUAAUGCACAGGUGUCAAAGUCGAGGCCCCGCUAGCCUGAUCUGGCCCUCUACGUCAUUUUAUGUGGCCGGCGGGAGCAAAUCAUGUGUGUCAACUUGCAUGAUCCUUGCUGAAAUCUGUACCGAAAUGUCAAACUCUCAUGGGUAAUAAAUAACAUUGAGAUUUUGCACUGGCCCUCCGAGGGAAGCGGUAACUCCGAAGUGGCCCGAGACAAAAAAUUAAUUUGGCACCCCUGCUCUAAUGCAAUGAAAUGCACCAAUAAUGUGCUUUUUUUCCUCAAGCGUGUACUUAACCUUGAAAGUGUUAACUCUCCUCCAACUGCUAUUGCUCUCACGCUCUUAACUUUAAAAUGAAACGCAUGCAUGGCCAGUCUGUUUGGUUUGUCUCUAGUGUGUUGUGAUCCCAACUAUCGGGUCUUGGGCCUUAUUUGCUUAUUCCCGCGCCAAAGGGGCGCUUUGUUCCCUCUGUGUUGCGGUUUGCUAUGAUGCUGUUGUUCUUAUUAUAUCUGCUCUGGUAACUUCACUUUUUUGUGUUGAUCAGACUCAGAAUAGUUCAAGUCUGUUCUCCACUUCUCUUCUUGUUGUAAAUAUGUUAGUCUCAUCGCAUAAUCUCUCAAUGUUGUGACAUGUUUUCCGGUUCAAAGGCAUCAGGUUCGUGUCCAAACUAUAGAUUAUUAUCCUGUGGAUGGUGGUACUGCUUUUUGUCUGACAUAAAAGUGUUAAAUAGAGAGCACCAGCUCCUAAAAAAACAAACAAAAUACAACAGUAUUAAACCGUGACCCCCUGUUUGUCAUAAACGUAUUAAACACACUUUUAAAAGUAUUCCUUAGCGCCUGUUCGCACAUGCUUGCUGUCAAGAAAUGGAAGACGACCAUAUAACAUCACUUAGAAGAAGAAACGGAAAGGAGAAUACUCGCUCACUAGCGCAGCUCUCCAGAUAAGAAAUUGUGUGCUUGCUUCAAGCUGUUUCCUCAUCACUCCCAGUUGACAUUUACUGUAAAAUUGGCAUAAAGCAAAAGAAAUAUUAGACAUUGGACAUUCGAAAUGGUCAGCCAGCCCAUAUAAUUUCGUCACGAGUCCAAUGCUAACAUAUAAUGUUCCAGUCAUUGUAACCUUUCAAACGACUCCUUUCACAUAUGGAGCAUAAUUGCCCAGGUAAUUUUUCAAAAUUUUCAGAAAACAAUAAGAGUUCAGUUGCCUCGUAUAACCUUUGCACAAGAAUAGAUGUGAACACACACAUGCACUGAAGCCAUGCAAAUCCGAAUGCGGAUUUGCCUGUACUGUAAACCACCCACAUCCCGUUAAAACAAAUGAUCGCUUAAAAGUCCAUGAUACAGUGAGGGUUCACUGUAUUACGUUUCAUUUACUAGUGAAGAAACACCAUCUUUCUCCUGCACUGCCGCGCAAGCACUAUGUCGCUAUUGUCAUUUAAAUACAGAUUAGAGAGAGCAAUAAAUGAAGGUUAUUUAUGAAAAUGUGACGUCUCAAAUUAAAGUUACUAAUAAAACAAGUUGAAUGCA